Molecule: messenger RNA, 1281 nt
Organism: Penicillium cosmopolitanum
Lineage: Eukaryota; Fungi; Ascomycota; Eurotiomycetes; Eurotiales; Aspergillaceae
Product: NAD(P)/FAD-dependent oxidoreductase
Exons: 4
Coding region: 1-1281 (426 amino acids)
Molecular function (GO): sarcosine oxidase activity; flavin adenine dinucleotide binding; saccharopine oxidase activity
Source: RefSeq, a predicted model, not a curated record
AUGUCGCCGCCUUCUGUUCUCAUCAUUGGUGGAGGUGCUUUCGGCACUUCCACUGCUUACCAUCUCUCUCACCGAGGUUAUUCCAAUGUGACUGUUCUUGAUCGCUUUGCAGCACCAUCCAAGGAUGCAGCGGCCACAGACUUGAACAAGAUUAUUCGACAUGAUUAUCCAAAUCCUUUAUAUACAAGACUUGGAAGAGAAGCGAUGACUGUGUGGAAAGACCAGGAUUCAAUUUUUCGGGGGAUGUUUAGAGGAACUGGGUGGAUCAUGUCUGCACACGAAAUGACCAAGAAUUUUCUGAAGGCCGCGUACGAAUCUGCGACCAAGGGAGAUAACGAAUCUGCACAAUGGAUGAGCAUCGCGGAAACGAAAGAGAAGUGGCCUGAGUUUACUGGUUCUUUUGACGGCUGGUUGAACCUUUGGAGUCCGCAAGCUGGAUGGGUUCCCUCCGGACAAGCUCUUCUUCGGUUUUCUCAAGCAGCUCAGUCCAAUGGAGUUAGAUAUGUCUCGGGAGACGCGGGAUUUGUCAAGCGGCUUCUUUACAAUGAAGAUGGCGCUUGCAUUGGUGCAUUAGCGGCCAAUGGACAGGUACACCUGGCUGAUGUGGUCGUCAUCUGUACAGGUGCAAAUACGGCGACGCUCAUUGAUGCGAAAGAUGAAAUAAUCGCUCGGUCGCAUUGUGUGGGGAUAAUUCAAUUAACCCCGGAGGAAGUGAUCAAGUACAAGAAUUUGCCCAUCGUGGAUGAUUUCGAGCAAGGUAUUCUGUUUCCUCCAGAUGAGAAUGGACUCCUCAAACUUUGUAGUUGCCGAUUUAUCACCAACUACUACAACUCCUUUAUCCCGGGCGCUUCUAUCGGCCAUUCGCAUGAAGACUAUCCAGAAGACGGUAUUCCUAGACAAAUCGAACAGGAAAUGAGAUCUUUCGUUCGUGACAUGAUUCCUGAGCUUGCGGACCGAGAGUGGGCCUCCACUCGCAUGUGCUGGGACGGAGAUACCAAGGAUGUCAACUUUCGCAUCUGCCCUUACCCUAAGGCUAAGAACCUAUACAUUGCCACAGCAGGCUCUGGUCACGGAUUCAAGUUUAUGCCGGUGAUUGGCAAAUAUGUCGUGGACAUGUUAGAAGGAAAACUGGACAAGGAGUAUACCGAUCUAUGGAAGUGGCGGUUUGGCGCAACUCCGCCAAAGACUGGCAAAGAGCCUCAUCCGUGGCCGCAGAGAGACUUGGGAGAGCUGGAUGGAUGGAAGGGUAGGAACAAAAAAGUCAUUCCAGGCAAACUAUAG